This is a messenger RNA of Trichogramma pretiosum, 3053 nucleotides long. RefSeq names its product vacuolar protein sorting-associated protein 41 homolog (gene lt). The record is from RefSeq and is a predicted model, not a curated record. Gene Ontology annotation, biological process: protein targeting to vacuole; endosomal vesicle fusion; macroautophagy. Gene Ontology annotation, cellular component: late endosome; HOPS complex. The transcript has 12 exons. Gene Ontology annotation, molecular function: protein binding. Lineage: Eukaryota; Metazoa; Arthropoda; Insecta; Hymenoptera; Trichogrammatidae. Bases 345 to 2879 code for a protein of 844 amino acids.
GAUCGGUUUAUGAAAAUAUAUCCAAGUUGAAUUACUAACAAUCGACAUUGGGCGCAGUUUUAUUCGCGCAAACGCGGCGUAUAGCCCCUUCGCUCAUUAUGCCGAGUAUACUCUACAGUCUACACUCUGCACUCUUCGUAUAGCUUAUACAUACGAUGUCUUCAGUACUACCUAUCACUAGCUGAAGUAUCAUUAUGAUUAAACUUACUCAUGCCAAAUCGGACAUGUUUACAUACAUUUUUGUGAUGUAUGUUUUUUCGUGUUAGUGAUAAUUCGCUUUAUCUUUUGAUUUUUUUCUAUAAUUAUAGUCAACUACAGGUUAACUAAAAAUCUAUUCUAUAAAAAUGGACUCAGAAAAGAAAAAGGAGGACUCUCAGAGUCAAUGCAACUAUGAUGUUGAUAAUGAAAUCGAACCAAGAUUAAAAUUUCUACGAUUACGAAACGACGUUAAUAAUAUUUUGCAAAAAGAUGCUGCCAGCUGCAUUGCUGUUCACCCAAAGUUUUUAUGUUUGGGAUCACAUUGGGGUGCUAUUCAUAUACUUGAUCAUCAAGGAAACAGCAUUGAAUCAAAAAGUUUACAAGCUCAUUCAGUAGCUGUCAACCAAAUUUCUAUCGAUGAGAAUGGUGAUUUCAUUGCAUCUUGCAGUAACGAUGGAAGAGUGUUUAUUUAUGGUUUGUACAGUACUGAAAAUAAUCACAACAUGAGUACAGGUAGAUGGGUCAAAAGUAUAGCAAUUGAUCCAAAAUAUUAUAAAAGUGGGAGUGGUCGAAAAUUUAUAGUAGGGGAUGAUAAAUUAGUCUUAUAUGAAAAAACAUUUUUAUCUCGAAUGAAACCAACCAUUUUAUGGGAAGCUGAAGGAAGUGUAUAUUCAAUAUCAUGGGCAGGCCACUUUGUUGCUUGGGCUUCUGAUAAUGGCGUUCGUAUUUAUGAUUUAAACUCUCGAGUUUCUUUAGGUCUCAUAAAAUGUAUGAAAGUAACAGAAGCAAGUGCUGAGCAAUUUAGAUGUAAUAUGAGGUGGUCAGAUGAUAGAACUUUAUUAAUUGGUUGGGUUGAUACUGUAAGAAUUUUCAAAAUCAAAAAAAGAUCUGAAAGAGAUUUAAUAAACAAUGAAUGCACAGAGUUUAUUGUUGAACCAGUUUCAACGUUUCAAGUCAAUUUUUAUAUUUCUGGAAUUGCACCAUUAGAAAAUCAAUUAGUAUUGCUAGGAUGUUUAAAAGAAUUAUCAGAAAAUGGUAAAAGUCAACGGCCAACAUUACACAUUGUAGAACCAAAAUAUCAAGAUUACAAUAUUAUUUGUGCAAAUUCUUUGUCUUUAAGAGGCUAUGAAGAAUACAAUUGCAAUGAUUACCAUUUGGAUUGUUUGGUAGAAGAAAAUAGAUUCUUUAUUGUCAGCCCAAAAGAUAUUGUAGUUGCUAGUCUAUACAAUGUAAAUGAUAGAGUGCAGUGGUUACUGAAUCAUGGAAAAUUUGAAGUAGCUUUAGAAGUUGUUCAAGCUGGUGGAAAAGAUUGUAAGCACUCUGUGACAGAUGUUGGUAGAAUUUACCUAGAUCAUUUGCUCAACUGUAAAAAAUAUGAUGCAGCAGGAAAGCUUUGUUUAACUAUAUUAGGCCAGAAUAAAAAACUUUGGGAAGAAGAAGUCUACAAAUUUGCCAAAGUUCAUCAAUUACGUACCAUAUCUGCAUAUCUACCUAGAGGUGAUGUAACAUUAGAUUCACAUAUUUAUGAGAUGGUUUUGUAUGAAUACUUGAAAUUAGAUCCAAUUGGUUUUUUGCAACUCAUUAAAGAAUGGUCUCCAAAAUUGUAUACUGUUACUGCUGUUAUUAACAUGGUAUUAGGACAUUUUUCUGUUCAUAAUAGUGAUAGUCAAAAUGUGCUUUUAGAAGCAUUAGCUAUAUUAUAUGGUCAUGAUGGAAAAUAUGAUAAAGCUCUAGCCAUGUAUUUGAAACUUAAACAUAAAGAUGUGUUUCAAUUAAUACAGAAACAUAAAUUGUAUGAUUCAGUUUAUGAUAUGAUAGAAGGUUUAAUGGAUUUAGAUUCUGAGAAGGCUAUACAAUUUUUUUUGGAAAAGGAAAAAGUAUCUCCAGAAAUAAUAGUUGAAAAAUUAAAAAACAAUCAGUACUAUUUAUAUUUGUAUCUAGAUGCCUUGGAUAAGAAAGAUACAAAAAAUACAAAAGGAAAAUAUCAUGGUUUACUCGUUUCCUUGUAUGCAAAUUUUUCAAGAAAUAAAUUGUUACCACUCCUAAAACGGUCCGAUAACUAUCCAAUUCAGCAAGCUUUAGACAUUUGCUAUCAAAAACAAUUUUAUCCAGAAAUGGUAUAUUUACUUGGAAGGAUUGGAAAUACAUUGCAGGCUUUACAACUAAUGACAAGAAAGUUAAAUGAUUUGGAAAGUGCAAUUAUAUUUUGUCAAGAACACGAUGAUGAAGAAUUAUGGAACGACUUGAUUCUUUAUUCAUUAGACAAACCAGACGCUAUAACGUUUCUUCUGAAAAAAAUUGGCACUUAUCUUGAUCCUCAACUUAUGGUAGAGCGCAUCGAUUCUAAUUUAGAAAUUCCUGGGUUAAAAAAAGCCUUGGUAAAAAUGAUGCGGGAUUAUACUUUACAAGUCUCAAUUCAAGAAGGAUGUAAAAAAAUUUUAUCAAAUGAUUAUUUCAAGUUGCAUCAUAGAUUGGUCAGAAGUCAUCAAAAAGGAAUUCUAGUCGACGAUGAGCAUAUGUGUGGAGCUUGUCAUAGAAAAAUAAUCAUUCGAGAGCCCAAAAAUCUCAUUGUUUUCAACUGCAAACAUUCCUUUCAUGAAGAAUGCUUAACAAAUCUUCAAAUAAUUGAAAAUUGUACAAUAUGUAUUCACCAAAAAAAUAAGCAGCCAAGUAAAAUAUGAUCUGCAUAAGAUUGAAUGUCACAGAAUGAUGAAAAAAAAUUCAGAGAGGCUGUGUAAUUGUAUAAUAUCAUCAUUUUUUAAAAUACUGAUUCUGUCACACAUUAUAAGUAUAUUUUGUUAAAAUUACAUUGACUGUUUACAAUCAAUUUAAAUAAAUUGUUAUUUUAAUUAAAA